AUGAGUGCCUUGACCACCGCGACGACGUUUUUCCCGAGCUCGUUCCAGCUCAAAUUGGCGAUCGGAAGCCGAAGACACCCCGUGUCUUUCUAUCGAGUCCGCCUUCAAAAUGUUGGUCGGGGGCGUGUGAGUUUUGUCUCGCUGGUGGUUCGGAGUAGCGCCGCCGUCAGUGACAACGGAUCUGAACGGCUUGGUUCUGGUAAUUCGUCGUGGAAUAAUUUGGAUUCACCGUCCGAUGGUUUCUCUGGUUGGGCCAACGCCGAUGCUGAUCGGCAGUCUGGUGAUCCCAAGCCUAAGCGAUCGCUUGUAGGAAUACUUGGGGCAGGAGCCGUUGGGGCUGUUAUGGUUGCUGGCUUGAUCGCCGCUGCAAUGUCUAUGAGUAGGAAGAGAGCUCCAAUUAAAACAGAAAUGGGGCCUUUGACAACAAAACAAGAAAUGCUACUAUCUUCUGAUGACGGCCCAAAUCAAGUUCAAGACGAUAAAGUUGGGAGGUUGGAGAGCAGUAGUGAGGCAAGCCCGAUAGGUACAAAUGGGGAUCCUUCUCUAUAUAUUGAAAAUAAUGAAACUAUUGGAGCGAAACUUAGUGAUAACACUGGUCUGAUGAGCCAGUCCCUGGAGGAUGGUGAUGGCUAUGUUCCAACAGAUGUCCAAAGGGAAUCAGCUACUGAUGACAGUUUGGUUUCCCUUGAAGCCCCAGAUAAACCACCGUCUUCUAAUGUCACUGAUGAUCUACUAGCUUUCCAGAGUAACAAUGGCAAUACACCUUCUGUCUCAGGACCAUCUGUAUUCGAUGCCAAUUUAGAAAAUUCAACGACUGAGAAUCCAAAUGGUGUGUCUAGCUUGAAUGAAAAGGAAAAUGGCUUGCCACAAGACCCUUCUUUUCCUGAGACUUCUAUAUUAAAUAUCUCAAUCAAAUCUCAAUUGGAUACAGUUAUUGAAUCUGGCAAUAUCCAAGAAGAGUUUGUGGGGUCUGGAAGUGUUCUUUCAGCAAGGGAUGUUGAACGUAGCCAAGAUCUUUUAACAGUGGAUGUUGAUCCACUUUUGGAGGUUUCUGUUGAUGGAGAUGAUAAAUCUCCUGCCACUAAAAAUCUGAAUGGAAAUUCACCAGUUGGAGCACCUUUGGCACCAGAAGUAGCCUAUCGAUCUGGAAAUGAACGCCACGAAAAUGAGUUCAAUGAUAUAAAUGUUGUCCAAUCCUUUUUUGACUCUACGGAUCCUGGCAACUUCUUCACUUCAGCUGGCAUACCAGCUCCAUCUGCACCUCUGAAGCUUCCGACUGGAAAGGUUUUGGUACCUGCUGUUAUCGAUCAACUCCAAAGUCAAGCAUUUUCUGCUUUGCAAGUUUUAAAGGUGAUUGAGGAUGGUGUUCAACCUGGAGAUUUAUGUACUCGUCGGGAGUAUGCUCGUUGGUUGGUUUCAGCCAGCAGUUCCCUUUCCAGGAACACAACUUCAAAAGUCUAUCCUGCUAUGUACAUUGAAAAUGUUUCUGAACUUGCAUUUGAUGACAUUACACCAGAAGACCCUGAUUUCUCAUCCAUUCAAGGCUUGGCAGAAGCUGGCCUUAUUGCAAGCAAGCUUUCUAGACGUGACAUGCAAUUAACUGAUGAUGAGGACCCCAGUACUUUGUACUUCUCUCCUGAAAGUCCUGUAUCUCGUCAGGAUCUUGUGAGUUGGAAAAUGGCCUUAGAGAAAAGGAAGCUACCAAUAGUUGACCAAAAGAUCAUGCAGCAGGUAUGUGGUUUCAUAGACAUUGACAAGAUUCACCCAGAUGCAUGGCCAGCACUUGUAGCUGACUUAGCUGCUGGUGAACAGGGAAUUGUAACCUUAGCAUUUGGAUACACUAGACUUUUCCAGCCUGAAAAACCUGUGACCAAAGCACAAACCGCCAUUGCACUCUCGACGGGCGACGCCUCUGUCAUUGUCAGUGAAGAACUCGCACGAAUAGAAGCCGAGUCCAUGGCUGAGAAAGCAGUCACUGCACACAAUGCUCUAGUCUCUCAAGUGGAGAAAGAUCUCAACACAAGGUACGAGAAGGAGCUCUUACAAGAAAGAGAAAAAAUCAACGUGGUUGAGAAAAUGGCCGAGGAAGCUAGGAAAGAAGUCGAGAAAUUGAGGUCCUCAAGGGAGGAAGAAAGACUUUCUUUGAUGAAAGAACGUGCGUCUGUUGAUUCAGAAAUGGAGAUUCUUUCUCGGUUAAGGCGGGAGGUUGAGGAACAGUUGCAAAUGCUUAUGGCUGAUAAGUUGGAGAUCUCGUACGAGAAAGAAAUGCUGAACAAACUCCGCACAGAUGCAGAAAAUGAGAAUCGGGAAAUAGAACGGCUACAGUACGAGCUGGCAGUUGAGCGGAAAGCUUUGUCCAUGGCUAGGUGA
Molecule: messenger RNA, 2370 nt
Organism: Striga hermonthica
Lineage: Eukaryota; Viridiplantae; Streptophyta; Magnoliopsida; Lamiales; Orobanchaceae
Source: the annotation of a GenBank genome assembly